Messenger RNA from Cladophialophora carrionii CBS 160.54, 633 nucleotides. RefSeq lists its product as uncharacterized. Lineage: Eukaryota; Fungi; Ascomycota; Eurotiomycetes; Chaetothyriales; Herpotrichiellaceae. The record is from RefSeq and is a predicted model, not a curated record. Bases 1 to 633 code for a protein of 210 amino acids. The transcript has a single exon.
AUGCCUCCGCCGUGCGCGCCACUGUCCACUGUAACACCUUUGAGCGAGCCUGUCCAGCCGUCUUUCUCCCGCACGUACUCGAACGCCACGCCACUCUACAUUACAGCCCUUACGAACCACCCUUCCCCGCCGUACAACGCACGCCUCGAAUGCUGGUCCCUCGCCAACACAUUCACCACCUACCCGACCGUCGGCAGAGCGUUGUCCCUAGGCAACGUCGACAACGCGACAUAUGUGGUCCUCCCGCCGCGCAGCGCCGAGGGCUGGCACAGGCCGCCUCACCUGAUGUUCUUCGUCCUCUUAUCGGGCUUGGCUCAAGUGUUUGCGCCUCGGACGAACAGGCCGAUGCCGAGUGUGGACAUGCAAUUCCACGCCCAGGGCCCGGCACCGAUGGUGGGCGCCCCGACUACCUACGAGCGUCAGUGGGAUGUGAUCACCAUAGCCCCGGGGUCGCCGCAGCAGGUUCUUAUUGCGGGGGACACGGAUAUGCGGUCGCCGGGGCAUUUGACGUAUUAUCCCGGGGAUGGGGAGACGGUGGCGUUACAGAUUCCGAUCUCUGGGGGGGUGGUGCCGGAGCAUACCGUCGUGCAUGAGGGAGGCUGUACGGGUGAUGAGGGUGAGGGUCGUGUCUGA